Molecule: messenger RNA, 2645 nt
Organism: Exophiala xenobiotica
Lineage: Eukaryota; Fungi; Ascomycota; Eurotiomycetes; Chaetothyriales; Herpotrichiellaceae
Exons: 4
Coding region: 304-2325 (673 amino acids)
Biological process (GO): transmembrane transport
Cellular component (GO): fungal-type vacuole membrane
Molecular function (GO): transmembrane transporter activity
Source: RefSeq, a predicted model, not a curated record
CUCGUCCAUCACAACCUCCAUCCCUCCAUGCUAGAUCAGUCUUUUUCUUUUCGUAUUAACACCUGAUCCUUGUCGUGGUGCUAUUUUUCCUCGCUUACACCCCACCAUCAGCUGCCAUCAAUCAUCUCGGAAGGUCUUAUCCGGUGUUUAAUUUCCUCUCGCCACCAACCACAACAAGACUCCGUUCCAAGCCACAAACAAUCCCCAAAAGUCCACAUCCGAAUCCCUCCAUUUCUCUUGUCAUCCCACCGUGCACAGAAUCACGACACAAGUACCACUGUAGAUCCAAAAAGACGCCACUUCAUGUCCUUAGCCCAGCAUGUCUCGGCUGUCGAAGGCGUUGACCAAGAUUUUGCUGAUGACAUAGCAAGCUUACGACUUUCCCGACAACCGAGCUUGCAAAUCAACUAUGAUCCCAUCCCACCUGGCCUGGGAUCAGGAUUGAAUCAAGAGGCUGUAGUCGAGAAACUCGAAAACCUCCCGGCAUAUGAAGUAUCUACGGGGCUACGAAUAGCUCAAAUCUUUGUGGGCGUCUUAUCAUGUGUGCUAGCAGCCGGCAUCGUCUUUGGCUUUGAUGCUUUGAAGACCAUUCUUGUCGAAGAAGGGGUCUAUCGAGAGUAUUGUACCGAUGAGGAGCUGCGGAAAAACUUUCGCUUGUGCUACAUGCAAGACCAGAAACUCAACCUCACUUUCAUCAUCGCCUCCGUCACAGCAAACAUCUCCGCCCUGCUGGUCGGCGGCAUUCUCGAUCGCUAUGGCCCCAGGGUCUGUGGCAUAGCUAGCUCCGUCUUCCUCAUGCUGGGAGCCAUCCUAAUGGCCUUUGCGAAAGAGUGUCCCUUCGACCCGUAUCCGGCUGGGAGCUUCCUUCUCUCCCUCGGUGGAACCUUCACCUUCGUGCCAUCCUUUCACCUGGCCAACGCCUUCCCUCGCUUCCAAGGUCUUAUCCUCGCUCUCGUGACGGGUGCGUUUGACGCCUCGGCCUCGGUAUUUCUCAUCUUCCGACUCAUCUACCAGAAGACACACCGCGCGUUCGGCCCUCGUCAGAUCUUUCUGGUCUACCUCGUCGUUCCUAUCUUCAUCCUCAUCACCCAGCUCACGAUAAUGCCGACCAAAAGCUAUGAAACCCGCGGCGAGCUUGCCGAAGAUCUCGGAAAGGCAAACGACGCCACCCAAGACGUCCACGACUCCGACGACGAACUUGACACGGCCAUGGAAAUCAUGCGCGUGCGCUCCGAGCGUGCCAUGCGCCGCCGGCAGUCCAUCACUUCCAUCAAUGAACUCCUCGGCACACAAGCCCAGCAAGACAAGUAUGAGCAGAAAGAAGACCAGAUCCGCGUCAACAGUGGCGUCUGGGGCGUCUUGCACGGUGUCCCGGCGUCGAAGCAGCUCCGCACACCUUGGUUCAUUCUUAUUACACUCUUCACCAUCUUACAAAUGGCACGCUUCAAUUUCUUUAUCGCGACGAUAUACUCGCAAUACGUGUACAUGUUGAAUUCCAAAGAAGCGGCCAUCAAGGUCAUUGAGUUCUUUGACCUGGCGUUGCCGAUAGGCGGUCUUGUCACUGUCCCAUUCAUUGGCGCCUUACUGGACCAUACGAGUACGGUUGCCGUCCUGAAUCUGUUGGUCCUACUGAGUACAAUCAUCGGCGUCCUGGGUGCUGUACCAACAUACUGGGCGGCCUACGCGAAUGUCACUUUGUUCUGCUUGUUCAGACCGCUAUAUUACUCGGCCAUGUCUGAUUACGCGGCCAAAGUAUUCGGCUACGCGACCUUCGGCACCGUCUACGGUGCAAUCAUCUGCCUCUCCGGCCUCUUCACAUUCACCCAGUCGGGCCUGCAAGCCCUUUUGCACAAUGAAUUCGGCGACGACCCGGAACCCAUCAACCUGGGCCUCGCCACCGCCGGCCUAGUCCUGGGCGUCGCACUGGUCAUGUACGUCGAUAUCCAGGGCCGCGCGAUGCAACGGGAGCGCGCGAUCGCAGCCAUGAGCGAUGAACGCCGCCCGCUCUUACAGCAGCGCAGUAUAAGAAGCAACCGGCCCAUGACUGCGGAUGCAGGCACCUUCAGCGCGGCCGGGAGUUUGAGAGUGCCCAAGAUCUCCCGCAACGGUGGUGCUGACGACGGCGGCGGUAUGGGAUUCGGCACCAGCCCCGGCCGGGGCCAAAUGCAGGAGGAGGAUCUCGAAAGACAACACAGUCUCAUGUCCAGGACGAGUAGGCAGGGCUUGAACAGGGCGUUGUCCACCGUCCAGGAGGCCCGCGAGCUGGAGACGGGUGAGGUGCAAGAGCGGCAGCGGCAAUUGUAUUCCGCCGAUGGUGGUGCCUGAGUACGUAGUACUCCGUGGCAGAUACCUACUUUGUGCCUGGCAGGAGUUUUGCCUUGCUUUGACUCGAUGUCUUGGACGCUUGAUGCCUGUUGGACGGUUUAUGCCGUCGUUGCCGCUGAGCGUUUGGCGUGUAUCAGUUGUCCCUACGCUGAACGAUUUGGCUUUUGGCCUUUGGCUUGAGCGUCCCAGAAUUCGGUGGGGUGUUUCUCUUUGACAGCGUCACGGAGCGGGCAUGCCUCUUGAGCAGGGCAGUAGGCAAUUACUUAGGUCUACCCAUCAUCUAUGUAUUUCGACAACGCAGGUGAAAAAGUUCCAAAUCA